Molecule: messenger RNA, 394 nt
Organism: Funneliformis caledonium
Lineage: Eukaryota; Fungi; Glomeromycota; Glomeromycetes; Glomerales; Glomeraceae
Source: the annotation of a GenBank genome assembly
GAUGAAUCCAGUCGAAAGUUCAAUAAUUAAAACUGGUGUUAGUAGUAGCAGUAUUGAUAAUAAGAGGAGUUCUACCCAAAAUUCAACUAUUAACGAACAGGAGCAACCUUCAGCACGAAGAAAGGGAGCCUUUACAAGGAAACGAAGAAGUACUCAAAAUAAUGGAAAUGGUUCUAGUUCUUCCACAAACCAGACGUUCACUACUGUUAUAAAUCAGAUCUUGCAUAAGCGCGCAUCGGUUUCUUCACAGAGACCAAAAGAUUUAAUUGCAGAAAUAAAUACCAGUAAAAUAGAUAAUAAAACACGAAAUACUUUGCCUCCAAGUCCAAUUUCCGUUAAUGCGUCGAUUCAACAACAAAAUCAACUUUUACCUUCUCAUUCAACACAGCACUAA